GGUGGGGCCGCCACGGGACGCCAGGUCCGGCGGAGAGCGUAGGGGUGGGGGCCGAGAGGGAAGUGGGCGGGAGCAGCGGGCAGAGUCGCCAGAGUUGCUGGCGGCCGCGGGGACCUGAGCAGGUGGGACCCCGCGCGGGCCCGGCCGGGAUGAGCAAUGGCAUCGGUCAAGGUGGCCGUGAGGGUCCGGCCUAUGAAUCGCAGGGAAAAGGACUUGGAAGCCAAAUUCAUUAUUCAAAUGGAGAAAAGCAAAACAACAAUCACAAACUUAAAGAUACCAGAAGGAGGGACGGGGGACUCAGGAAGAGAACGGACCAAGACCUUCACUUACGACUUUUCUUUUUAUUCUGCUGAUACAAAAAAUCCAGAUUAUGUUUCACAAGAAAUGGUUUUCAAAACCCUUGGCACAGAUGUUGUGAAGUCUGCAUUUGAAGGUUAUAAUGCUUGUGUCUUUGCAUAUGGGCAAACUGGAUCAGGAAAGUCAUACACUAUGAUGGGAAAUUCUGGCGACUCUGGCUUAAUACCUCGGAUCUGUGAAAGGCUCUUCACUCGGAUAAAUGAAACCACCAGAUGGGAUGAAGCAUCUUUUCGAACUGAAGUCAGCUACUUAGAGAUUUAUAAUGAACGUGUGAGGGACCUACUUAGGCGGAAGUCAUCUAAAACCUUCAAUUUAAGAGUCCGUGAGCAUCCAAAAGAAGGACCUUAUGUUGAAGAUUUAUCCAAACAUUUAGUACAGAAUUAUAGUGAUGUAGAAGAACUUAUGGAUGCAGGAAAUAUCAAUCGCACCACUGCGGCGACUGGGAUGAAUGACGUCAGUAGCAGGUCUCAUGCCAUCUUCACCAUCAAGUUCACUCAGGCAAAAUUUGACUCUGAAAUGCCAUGUGAAACCGUGAGUAAGAUCCACUUAGUUGAUCUUGCUGGAAGUGAGCGUGCCGAUGCCACUGGUGCCACGGGAGUUAGGCUGAAGGAAGGGGGGAAUAUUAACAAAUCCCUCGUGACUCUGGGAAAUGUCAUUUCUGCCUUAGCCGAUUUAUCUCAGGAUGCAGCAAACCCUCAUGUAAAGAAGAAGCAAGUUUUUGUGCCUUACAGAGAUUCUGUUUUGACUUGGUUGUUAAAAGAUAGCCUUGGAGGAAACUCUAAAACUAUCAUGAUUGCCACCAUUUCACCUGCUGAUGUCAAUUAUGGAGAAACCCUAAGUACUCUUCGCUAUGCAAAUAGAGCCAAAAAUAUCAUCAACAAGCCUACCAUUAAUGAGGAUGCCAACGUCAAACUCAUCCGUGAGCUGCGAGCUGAAAUAGUCAGACUGAAAACACUGCUUGCUCAAGGGAAUCAGAUUGCCCUCUUAGACUCCCCCACAGCCUUAAGUAUGGAGGAAAAACUUCAGCAGAAUGAAGCAAGAGUUCAAGAAUUGACCAAGGAAUGGACAAAUAAGUGGAAUGAAACCCAAAAUAUUUUGAAAGUAAGGACUAUGAAAAGGUGUCUUAAUUUUACAAUGCUGGCUUUUAAAUAGGUAAAACUUUUUCUU
Molecule: messenger RNA, 1524 nt
Organism: Hipposideros armiger (great roundleaf bat)
Lineage: Eukaryota; Metazoa; Chordata; Mammalia; Chiroptera; Hipposideridae
Product: kinesin-like protein KIF16B
Exons: 12
Coding region: 157-1509 (450 amino acids)
Biological process (GO): microtubule-based movement
Molecular function (GO): ATP binding; microtubule motor activity; microtubule binding
Source: RefSeq, a predicted model, not a curated record